AAAGAAAUCACCUCCGAGUAUAUAUUUACUACACACUGAAUUAUUUCAUUUGUAUUACCCAAUAAAGGCACAAUAUUUUUUCAAAACACAAAAUUUAAUUCAAUUUAUGUAUGGGACGAGACAAACAUGCAUUUAGUUAUUUCUAGUGGUGGGAGAUUGAACUAGUUGUAGUACUUUCCAGUGGUUAUUUCGAAUUGUGAGCAACUAUCGAGUAAUGGAUGAAAACGAGAAGAAGGCAAGAGAACUGAUUGCUGAGGCACAAAAGAAGAAUAAAAAAGGGUUCUUUUCUUUUGGUUUGGGUUCGGACAAGACAGAUGAAGUGAUAUCAUUGUAUGAGAAAGCGGGAAAUUGUUUUAAGAUGGCACACAAUUGGACUGAGGCCGGUAAUGCAUUUCUAGAGGCUGCAAACCUAAGUUUGAGCCAAAAGUCAAAGCAUGAUGCAGCUACGCACUAUGUGAACGCAUCACUAGUUUUUAAGAAGGAUGAUCCAAAAAAGUCUAUUCAAUGUCUCACUAAAGCGAUCGAAAUAUAUACUGAGAUGGGUCGGUUUACUAUAGCUGCAAAACACCACAUGACUAUAGCUGAAAUCUGUGAAAAGGAUUUAGUAGAUAUUGAACAGGCGAUUCGUCACUACGAACAGGCAGCUGAUUAUUACAAAGGUGAAGAAUCUAGCAGUUCAGCGAUGAAAUGUCAGCUUGCCGUGGCUCAACUCGCCUCUCAGUUGGGACAAUGCGAUAAGGCUGCUAACUUGUUUGAAGAGCAUUAUUGUAUCCAAAAUGAAAGUAAAUAUAAUAAGAAGUUUAAAAUGUAUACUCAGCACUAAAAUUUACAAGAAGCUUCAGAAGAAUAGCUGUUUUAUGAAUCUUGUGCUUUACGGUAAGGUAGGUCUACGACCUCCAUGGGACGUGUGCUCUUUAUGAAUCUUGAAUCUGUCUUGUUUAAUAUAACAAUCAGUCGUAUUAUAACGAAAGCCAUUGAGUGAUUAAAAACAGUGAGAACGUUUCGGUAAAGAAGAUCUUUUCAGAUAUUUUUUUCAGAUUUACGAUCGUGUUUGUAGGUAAUUUUUACAUACAGAAGUCUAUAAUAAGGUGGAGGAGUGUUAUGUCUCUAAAAAAUCACCAUAGAUAGUCAACUUUUUCCAAGUAUUGAGUGUAAAAGACCACAAAAAAGAAGUGUUGCACCACUUAAUAAAACAAUCAAAAGAUUUCAGGUAUUGUAUAUAAAAGUCUGUUAAUAGAAGAGUGUCAUUUCAAAAUAACUAAAGUUACUCGAGGUUCCCAAGUAUUGAAUCGAAUCGAUGUUGCAUCAUUUAGCGACUUGGUCAAAAAUUACCAAAGGGUUAAGUUAUGUAAUCGUUUCCGAGGUAAUAAGAAAUAAUAAUUUAUACAGUAAAUGCAGAAGACAACUGUCUACUUUACAAACGUGAAGAAUAAUGUAACUUAUCACUUACAGUUUGUAAGAUUAGGAAGGAGGAAUAAUAAUAAGAAUAUAGAAUUGAACAUGAUUUUUGCACACAGAGGUCAGGUUUGAAAUGGCAAAUCGUUAUAGCUUCACCUGUGCACAAAUUCCCCACCCAAACCUUCAAACCCGUGCUUUAGACUUUGUAGUUGGUUCUAAACAAUGAUGUCCGUGGUUGUAUUUGACCAAGGGCGACCAUGUAUUCAAGGUUUGAGUUGUUGAUUGAUUUGCAUUCUGUUCAGAUAACCCACUGAUUUGUGCGAAAACAUACCUAGGUUACCAUAGUUAAAAACAAUUCUUGGACAAGUAAUUAUGGAUCUAGUGAGAAGGCAUGAUCAGUGGAGUUCAACCAUGCUGGAUAUGAGGCAGGUACCCAUGAAAAAUAAUGGAAGAUUUUCGUGCAAUGUUGUGAAUUGAUUGAAGUUAGACAUUAACGCCGUUGGUUCCUGGCUCAGUGGUCUAGUGGUUGACCGUUCGCGUGCGAGACCUAAGGUCCUUGGUUCGAUUCCCGUGUUCAGGGCCGUGCAUGCGCACUGCUGAGGAGUCCCAU
Messenger RNA from Schistosoma bovis, 2008 nucleotides. Lineage: Eukaryota; Metazoa; Platyhelminthes; Trematoda; Strigeidida; Schistosomatidae. The record is from the annotation of a GenBank genome assembly.